Messenger RNA from Scophthalmus maximus (turbot), 1146 nucleotides. RefSeq names its product D-beta-hydroxybutyrate dehydrogenase, mitochondrial-like. Gene Ontology annotation, molecular function: oxidoreductase activity. Lineage: Eukaryota; Metazoa; Chordata; Actinopteri; Pleuronectiformes; Scophthalmidae. The transcript has 4 exons. The annotation marks the transcript as partial. The record is from RefSeq and is a predicted model, not a curated record.
AACUUCUGGCAUAUUAAGGAGACCGCUAUCCAAAUCCUCAAGCUGGACGUCACCAGCGAGGAAGACGUGCAGCAGGCGAAGAGGACGGUCCAGGAGAACCUGCCAGAGAAAGGUCUGUGGGCAGUUGUAAACAACGCUGGGAUCACGGACUGGGCCGAGAUCGAGUGGAGCACUUUUGAAGAUUUCCGCAACAUGAUCGACGUCAACCUGUUUGGCAGCAUCCGGACGUCCAUCGCGUUUCUGCCUUUGGUUCGUGCCGCUGAAGGUCGGAUGGUGUAUGUGUCGAGCAUCUUCGCCUUCUUCAACUGCCUGAACAUGGGGGCUUACAGCGUGUCGAAGAGGGGCCUGGAGGCGUUCGCGGACUGCUUGAGAGUGGAAAUGGCCAGUUUUGGUGUGAAGGUCGGCAUCAUCCAGCCGGGCAACUUUGGCCAAGCCACCAACAUCUUGAGGAUGAAGUCGGGCCUGGAUAUCUGGGAGAAACUGGACGAGGAGCGCAAGCAGAUCUUCAACCGCCAUUACCUCGAGCUGGCCAGCGAGUACUUCAUGUUGACGUGCAAGGCGGGGUUCAAGGACACCACGAUGGUGAUCGACGCCAUGCUGCACGCGGUCACGUCCCCUCAGCCCAAAUUCAGAUACCUGCUGGUGUCCGUGCUGGACCGCUUCUUCUUCCGGCUCUUCCCGUUCAUGCCAACUAUCCUCACCGACGCUGUGUUUUCCCUCAGCCACAUGUACGGGAAAAGAAAAGAAUUGCUAUAUGCUAAGUAGGGAGAACACGAGUUGCCUCCACCCGAGGAGGUUAGGUCUCCGGGCGUUUGUUUAUUUCUCGGUUGGUUGUUUGCAGAAAAACUACUCAAACCGAUUUCCAUGAAACUUGGUAUCCGGACAAAGGGGCCGAUUCAGGAGGGUUUUUUUUCUUUUUUUUUUAUCUCAAUGAAAAGUAUCAGGCAUACUUAUGCGCCCUAUAUCUAUGACUGUGUGCAAUUUGGUGUGGCUUGAUUGAAUUGAAGGGGGAAUAGUGUUGGGGUGGGGCAAUUGCAGUUAUCAGUGAUGUAUACUGUCUUUGUUUAAAUGUGUUUCUUAUGAAUCGCUCUUCUGUCUUCCUUAUGAUGUAUUCAUGAAUGAUGUUUUUUUAAUCCAUACACACAC